AUGGUCCAACGGCGCUCGCCGCGGGAAUGCCUGAGUGAGCCAUACGUCGACGAACUCCCCAUGCGAUGCCAGCAGCUGCGGAAAGGUUUCGGCGAGUGCAAGCGCGGGUUGAUCGAUAUGCGUAAACGGUUCCGCGGAAACCAGCCCAUUUCGGUAUCGAAGACGGAGAGCGCAAACUCUGGCCCAUCCCAGCAACUAUAUGCAGGCAAACCGGCGUUCGAGACGGUCAAGGAGAUCAGUGGUGACGAGGUGCAGAUGGAUCCGGAGAAGACCCGCGGUCUGUGA
Molecule: messenger RNA, 285 nt
Organism: Aspergillus sclerotioniger CBS 115572
Lineage: Eukaryota; Fungi; Ascomycota; Eurotiomycetes; Eurotiales; Aspergillaceae
Product: PET191 family protein
Exons: 2
Coding region: 1-285 (94 amino acids)
Biological process (GO): mitochondrial respiratory chain complex IV assembly
Cellular component (GO): mitochondrion
Source: RefSeq, a predicted model, not a curated record